AUGCCCGUGCUCGGCCUCGGGGUCUACCAGAACUACGACACGGAGCUGUGUGUGCUCGACGCGUUCAGGGCGGGCUCGUCGACCACGGCCCAGGCGUACCGCAACGAGGCGGACGUUGGCUUCGCGGUGGCGGAGUCCGGGCUGGCGCGCGAGGACGUCUUCAUCAGCUACGUCGACCUGUUCCUCAUUCACAACCCCCACUCUGGGAAGGGGCUCCGCCUCGAGAAUUACAGCGCCCUCCUCGAGCGCAGAGACGCGGGAGAUAUUCGCAGUGUUGGCGUUUCCAAUUACGGGAUAAAACACCUGGAAGAGAUCUGCGAAGCCGGCUUGGAGGCGCCAGCCGUGAACCAGAUCGAGCUGCACCCGCUCUGCCCACAGCGGCCCAUCGUCGCGUACUGCAAGCAGCACAACAUCGUCGUUCAGGCAUACACGCCGCUCAUCCGCGGCAGGCGGGACGAGCCGGUCCUCAGGCAGAUCGCAGACAAGCACGGCAUGGACAUUGCACAGGUCCUCGUCCGGUGGUCGCUGCAGAAAGGGUGCGGCUCCCCUCCGCGCGCAUGCGCACCCAAGUGCGCCAGGCUGACCACUCAAGGAAACCCAGGUUCGCACCGCUCCCAAAGUCGGCGACGCCCGCGCGCAUACGCUCGAACGCGCAGGUCUUCGAGUUCGCGCUGGACGACGAGGAUAUGCGGGGUCUUGGACGCGCUCGACAGGGGCGCGCAGGGCGCCGUCACCUGGAACGCGGUCGAUGCCGACUAG
Molecule: messenger RNA, 759 nt
Organism: Phanerochaete carnosa HHB-10118-sp
Lineage: Eukaryota; Fungi; Basidiomycota; Agaricomycetes; Polyporales; Phanerochaetaceae
Exons: 5
Coding region: 1-759 (252 amino acids)
Molecular function (GO): oxidoreductase activity
Source: RefSeq, a predicted model, not a curated record